AUGACUAUUUCAAAGGACUACCAGCAAAUCUACUACGAGCGAGUCAGGAAACAGCUCAGGAUUAAUCAAGAGCAUUUGGAAUCACUGGAUUAUCCAGGAUCUAGAGUCACUUUUCCUGUCGAUUGUAAAGAGCUUCCAAAACCAGACUCCGAUCUGAAAGUAUUUUUUUUCGACAUUGAUAACUGUUUAUACAGGCGUUCCACGCGUAUCCAUGAUUUGAUGCAAGUAUCUAUCCAUGACUAUUUUAAGACGGAACUAAACUUAGACGAUGAGGCGGCGCAUAAUCUGAGACGGACCUACUAUAGGGACUACGGAUUAGCUAUCCGAGGAUUAGUUAUGUUUCAUGAUAUAAACGCCAUCGAGUACAAUAAGAUGGUUGAUGAUGCUCUACCCUUACAGGACAUUUUAAGACCAGAUUUAGCUCUUAGAAAAGUACUACAGGAUUUAAGGGCAAGUGGGAAAAUUGACAAACUCUGGCUUUUCACUAAUGCAUACAAAAACCACGGUCUUCGCUGUGUAAGGUUACUGGGCAUUGCGGAUUUAUUUGAUGGAAUUACGUACUGUGACUAUGCACAGGAAGAUAAUUUGAUCUGCAAGCCAGAUCCAAAUGCAUUUGAAAAGGCAAAAAUGGAAAGUGGUUUGGGCCAGUAUAGCAAUGCCUGGUUUGUGGAUGAUAGUGGGAACAAUAUACAGCAGGGAAUUGCACUUGGUAUGGGAAAGUGUAUUCAUUUGGUGGAAGAUGUUGUUGAUGAAAUCUUGGGCGCCAAUCCCAAGGGUUCUGCAGUUAUUAGUGAUAUAACUGAUCUUCCUAAAGCUUUCCCUGAAUUAUUUUAG
Molecule: messenger RNA, 834 nt
Organism: Zygotorulaspora mrakii
Lineage: Eukaryota; Fungi; Ascomycota; Saccharomycetes; Saccharomycetales; Saccharomycetaceae
Gene: SDT1
Product: nucleotidase
Exons: 1
Coding region: 1-834 (277 amino acids)
Biological process (GO): nucleotide catabolic process; pyrimidine nucleobase metabolic process
Molecular function (GO): nucleotidase activity
Source: RefSeq, a predicted model, not a curated record